This is a messenger RNA of Funneliformis geosporum, 1680 nucleotides long. The record is from the annotation of a GenBank genome assembly. NCBI's taxonomy places the organism in Eukaryota, Fungi, Glomeromycota, Glomeromycetes, Glomerales, Glomeraceae.
AUGACCCCCCUUCAUAUUUCGAAUGUGGCUUAUUGGUUAGAGGAAAAAAAGAAAACUACUAAAAUUGGUCUUCAAAAAUUACAAGAUAAAGUUCCGGUUGAAUUUCGGGACCGAAUCGACCAAAUACUAUCCGAAACUAAACUCAGUUCAGCGGAAUUGGAAUUAGUGAAUAAAUUUGGAGAGACAAUUUCGGGUUAUUUGAGCGAAAAGGGAGGUAAACAAUACCAUAUUGGUUGGGUUAAAGUUUGUCCGGAUUGUAGUGAGGGGGAAUUAAGAACUAGACUUAAUACAUUAGAAUCGUCAAACCCGGCUCUGGCAACAAGUUUACAAAAUAAAGUUCAAUUGCAACCAGAGACAAAAUUAAUUUUACAAGAAAUAGAACAAGAAAUAGGAGAUGACAGAUUAGGAGAAAUAUAUGAAGGAAUUGAAGAAGAAAUUUAUGGGAAAGGUAAAGACCCCGACCCCACUAUUCCUACCCCCACCGCUCCCACUGCCGCAGAAAUUACGGCUAGUAAAAAUAAAGCCAAUGCCGCUAUCAGUAGUGGCGAUAAAGCCCAAUUACAGGCCGCUAAAACUGAAUUAGAAAGUUUAAAAAGCCGCUUAGAAGCAGCGGGAGUGUCCGCCACUGAAAUUAGCACUCUAAUCCAAAGUGUAAAUACUAAAAUCCAAGAGUUAGAGGGAGAUACUGCCUACCGGCAAAGGGUAAUCAGCGAAAUCACCGCUAAACUAACCGCCAAUGGUAUUUCUGAAACUGAUUUAGAUGAUGCUAGCAAAACCAAACUAGCCGCUUUAAAAGCAGGCCAAACCAGCGGAGCAGAAAUAAACCAAGCCGCUGAUUUUAUUAAGCAAGCCGCUGAUACCGCAAUGGUAACUAAAAAAGUAACUGAAUUUACUGCCCAAUUAGUUGAAAAAAUUGAAAUAACUCCGGAAACUAUUCGGAGUUUUAUGGAAAAGUAUUGGUUUGUUUCUUUUACUUUUAGAGUCGGAGUAUAUUUUGAUAUCAUUAAUAUAGAAGCCAAAAAUACAAAAAAUCUAACUUCCUUUCAAUAUUACCCUACCGGUUUAACUACCGAAUAUUAUCCAAGAACUAAAAAAAAUACAAAGAAAGAAUUUUUUGGAAAAGAAAAUUAUAGCGAAUAUUCGGCUUUCUUGGAAAAAUUAUUUUUCUUUGCCACACAAGAAAAAAUAAAAAGGAUAAGGGGCGAAUGGAGAAAAGAAACUGAAACCAAAAGAAAAGAAGUUAAAAAAUUAGUCCAAGAAAAAUUUCAACAUUCUUCGCCUAUGCAAACUACCGACAUUGAAAAAAUAGUGCUUAAUAGCGGAGUCGGUCAAGCCAUUGGAGACAAGAAAUUUUUGGAAAAAACCCAAACUGCCUUAACCCGAAUCGCCCAAGGUCAAAAAUCGGUUUUAACUUAUGCUCGUAAAUCUAUUACUACUUUUAAAUUACGGGAAGGAAUGGAAAUUGGUUGCGUUUCAACUAAGAAAUUUGAUUGGGCUGGAAAUUACAGCCUUGGAAUAGAUAAUUUAAAUAUUUUUCCGACUGUCCCUUACGAUUUAACUUUCAAAAACCAAGGAAUGCAAAUUACCAUUGUUUUUAAAUCUGCUUUGACUAAGGAGAACAUUUACUUUUUAAGUUUAUUAGGUUUUCCUUUUAAAGAAAAAGAGAUAUUAAGUGAAUAA